Molecule: messenger RNA, 1722 nt
Organism: Zychaea mexicana
Lineage: Eukaryota; Fungi; Mucoromycota; Mucoromycetes; Mucorales; Lichtheimiaceae
Product: major facilitator superfamily domain-containing protein
Exons: 8
Coding region: 1-1722 (573 amino acids)
Biological process (GO): transmembrane transport
Molecular function (GO): transmembrane transporter activity
Source: RefSeq, a predicted model, not a curated record
AUGAAUCUCGUCAGUGUCAUCAGCGUUACAACCUCAAUUAUACGGGUGGUGCUGUUUCCGGUCUUUUCAAGACUGUCAGAUCUUUUGGGAAGAACCGAAGUUUACUCGUUCUCGGCUGUGUUCCAUAUUGUUUCGUUUGUUAUUCUCGCUCUAGCGCAAAACUUUGAUACGAUUGUGGGAGGCAGAGUUAUUAGCUCGAUUGGUGAUGUUGGCCUUCGUAUCAUGGGCUUCGCACUUAUUGGAGACAUGACUAGCAAGCUCAAUCGAGGUUUAUUUCACGGUCUUUACCAAGUCCCAUUAUUAAUCAAUUUCUUCGUGCCACCGCUUGUGGUCGAGGAAUUGGUCAAAAAGCAAAACAACUGGCGCUGGGCAUAUGGUCAUCUUCCUUUUGUCCUACUUGUCUGUGAAAUACCAUUUAUGGUAAUUGCAUGGAAACUGCAAAUGAGAAUGCGCAAGCAUUCCAUGUGGUUGGAAUACAAGCAAGAACGACGGGAACACGAAGGUCAACGUCCCAGCAUUUUUGAAUUUGUAAAGAAAUGCUUGGUGCUUAUCGAUAUUGUUGGUUGUACUCUCCUUGUUGGUGCACUUGCUAUGACACUAUUACCUUUCAAUCUCUCCAAAUCAGUUUGGGGUGGAUGGGCUACUGCAAAGACUUUGGGCACAUUGUGCGGUGGUGUUGGCGCAUGGAUUCUGUUUGCGGUUUGGGAAUUAAAGUUCGCCUCUCAACCUUUGAUCCCAAGUAACCGUUGGCCAAAUCGAACUCCUCUGUAUGGUGCAAUUGCUGCUGCCAUUAUCACGCUCGUUUCAUCGCUCAACUGGACAUACUUUUUCUCGUUUAUCCAAGUAACACGUAGAGCCAGUAUUACUCGUGCGACCUAUAUUCGGAAUGGCUAUCGUGUAGCCUAUACCAUUACCCAGCCUAUUGUUGGUUUCUUAAUGAUGAAAACCAAGGUCUGGCGUCCGUUUGUAUGGGGUGGUAUGGCCUUGUUUAUUCUCGGUGUAGGGUUGAUGAUUCCAGCAAGACAGCCUGACCAGCCUGAUGGCUUCAUGGUGAUGACUCAAGUUAUUUCGGGUAUAGGUGCAGGUGCAAUCGAUAUUCCAAUUAUAGUCGCUUUACAAUCUGCUGUGCCUCAUAACGAUCUUGCUAUGGUCACCGCUCUUUUCCAAGCGUUGGGCACAAUCGGCGGAGCUGUUGGUUCUACAAUUUCGGGUGCUGUCUGGAAUAAUAUUCUUCCUGACGAGCUUUCAAAGCACGUCCCUGGUGAAUUCGAUCUUCAGAAAGCAGCUGGUAGCUACUUGUACGUCUUCGAGAUGCCUGAGGAUCAGUACACUGGUGCUGUUGUUGCGUAUGGAAACGCACAAAAAAUUCUUUCCAUCGUCGCUGUCUGUCUGACCAUCUUUGCGUUUGCGUUUACUCUGCCUAUGAAAAGCUUCGGUUUGGAUGAAGCCAUUGAUCGCCAUUUCCACAGAAACCAGGAUACUGCCGAUGGUUUGUAUUUUUAUAGCUGUCGAGAUUUAUGCGUACACGUCUAUGAUUACUCAUAUCUAAGCGCGUAUAUAGGCGAGAACAAUAUUGAUGAUGUCAAAUACCAGGACACAGUGGAUGAAAGAUGUCAAAAUGAAACCAACAAGGGUGAUAUCCGACAAGACAUUUACAAGACGGGUUCACAUACUGAGGUGCCCAAUGAACAGCGUGCCGUAGUGACUUCUGAAAAGAUUUAA